AUGCCUUUCACCUACGCCUAUAAUCACGACCUCUCCAUGCCUUACGACAGACUAUUUUAUCAAAGUUUUGCCACUGGUAUCCAGGUUGAGCUCGAUACAUCUGCUUUCCUUCAAAAACUCCGGCAGUAUUUCCUUGGCUCUGUGAAUAGUCCUUCUCGACGUCUUCGAUCACUUUUGUUUAAUGUGCCCCAGCCUUUGGCAGAACCCUUGCCGUCGACGCGGUCGUUAUUUUCGCCCCGAGGUGGACGUCUAUCUGCGAAGAGUAACAAGUUAUUCCUCGUACCUAGUGCGCCUUUCUGGUACAAUCAUGCUACGCCCCUAUGCUCCUUCGACGCUGCGACGCCGCGUGCUUCAGGAUUGGCGCAGCUUCAAGAGGAGAUAUAUAGAGAUGCAUUCACCAAACGAAAUGCACUGGAGAGAAGUAGCACGGGUUAUGUACUGAGGAUCCAGCUGGCCUGCAUGCACUCUCUCCCUCCCAGUCUGGAAGGUCCCAUCUGUCUAACCGCAGCUUUUUUACAUGCAAAUGACUCCUCCUCUUUCCCGUGCUCUCUCCCAAGCAAACAGUUCGCGAUGCCAAGCUCGGUUCUGCAUCGAGGCGACUACGGACUUUUCCCAGAGUGCACUGACACUUUUUUGAAGAUCAAGAAACGAGCGUUGGCUGUUUUAGUGAUCUGGUCAGAGCGUGUUGCAAGGAGCGAAUGGUGCACGGUGGAUUGGUGGGGUCGCUCCUGGCCAUUUGCAGCUAGUUGGGAGUUCAGGCAUUGGGCAAGGGUUCGCAGAGAUACAUCAUCCGCAAUUGCAAGGCUUUACGAAGGUGGCACGACAACGGCUGCAUCUGAGUCGAGUGUGACUUCGCGCUCGUGGGGGAUCGUGGUCGACCCGUUCCACGAUUUCACCCAUUCUGCGUGGACAGAGAUUGAUGAUGAGGUCGCGUUACUGUGGUUUGCGGAACGAAGGAGGAAGAGAAUGGAGAAACGUUUGAAAUUAGAGAGGGAGUUGGACGAUGGCGAAAAGGGCGGGACCGCGAGGACCGCACCUGAAGAUUACGACGAAAUUGGCGAAAAAUCAUCGGUCAUUGGGGGCGAAUCUUCAAAACGACAAGGACAUUCCCGUCUUCCCGCACUCCAUCGAUGGUUUCUGGGUACAGAGACAGAUCGCUGA
Molecule: messenger RNA, 1161 nt
Organism: Desarmillaria tabescens
Lineage: Eukaryota; Fungi; Basidiomycota; Agaricomycetes; Agaricales; Physalacriaceae
Exons: 9
Coding region: 1-1161 (386 amino acids)
Source: RefSeq, a predicted model, not a curated record